AUGAAAAAGUGGCUAUCUCUGAAUUAAAAGUUGUCCUUUCCUCAGAAGAAUUAGAUUUAUAGUUAAUUGAGAAGUAAUUAGGAGAUUUAUUAAUUGAAGAAUCUCAUUUCUAAAAGAAUAUGGAUAAGAUUAUUGAAGGUCUAUCUUUUAAUGAUUUAGUACAAAAUGUAGGAGAUAAACAAUUUAAUUUUUCUGUUUCAAAAAUUAGGUUUUGGAAAGAAAAAUAUCAACAUUUUUUAUAUGAAUUAAUCAAAUAUUAAAAGUUAAAUUAUAUUAAUUUUGGGUGUUGUUUUUAAUUAGCACCUCAAACUAAAAAUAGUAAUCAAAACAAUCGAAACAUUUGGGAAUAAGGACAUUUCUUUAAUUUUAUUGAAAGAAGAGCUGAUAAAUUAAGAAAAUAUAAUAAGAGACAAAGAUUAAUAAACAGUCAAUUAAAAAAGUGAUUAAAAUAAAGAAAUUAAAGCGUCUGAAUAAAUAGUAAAAUAGGUGGAAAAUAAAGAAAUUUGUGAAAAAGAUAAUGGUCGUGCUGAUAAAUUACAUGGUAUAAAUUUUAAUUUUUGCAGCAACAAUAGUUGGAACACUUAUUUAUUAUUUAUGAUUAAGGUUGUAAAAUUAUAAUAAUCAAAAAUAAAUGAAGAGAAGGAAUUAUUGCAAAAACUACUUGAAAAAUUACUAAUUUCUCUAAUGAAUAUGUAGAAUUUGAAGUAAGAUUGGAAGUAUUAGUAUGAUAGAUUAUCAUGUGAAAUGUUGUAAAUGUUGAUGAGAAUAGAUGAAUUAUAAGAAUAAAUUAGUCAUGAGGCUAACCUCAAUUAACAUGAUUUACAGCUAAAAGAGUUGGAUGAAACAACUUAGGAAUUAGAUGAAUAUAUAGGAAAUAUUAGAUGAAUGG
Paramecium sonneborni is the source of this 889-nucleotide messenger RNA. The record is from the annotation of a GenBank genome assembly. NCBI's taxonomy places the organism in Eukaryota, Ciliophora, Oligohymenophorea, Peniculida, Parameciidae.